AUGUUCAGGGACUCUUUGGCAGUUCUGCUGUGUGUAUAUUUGCUGCUGGGGACGUGUGAACUUCCAGCGGCAGCGGCGGCAGCGAACGCCUUUAAACCAAAUAUUCUACUGAUAAUGGCAGAUGACCUGGGCAUUGGAGACCUUGGUUGCUAUGGGAACAAUACACUGAGGACCCCGAAUAUCGACCGCCUCGCAGAGGAAGGCGUGAGGCUCACCCAGCACUUGGCAGCCGCCCCGCUCUGCACACCAAGCCGCGCCGCCUUCCUCACAGGGAGACAUUCCUUCAGAUCAGGCAUGGAGGCCAGCAACGGCUACCGGGUUCUUCACUGGAAUGCGGGCUCGGGUGGGCUCCCUGAGAACGAAACCACAUUUGCAAGAGUCCUGAAGCAGCAAGGCUAUGCGACGGGCCUCAUAGGAAAGUGGCACCAGGGCGUGAACUGUGCCUCCCGCGACGAUCACUGCCACCAUCCGCUGAGCCAUGGGUUCGACUAUUUCUACGGCAUGCCCUUCACACUCAUAGACGACUGUGACCCCGGCAGGCCUCCUCGCCUGGACGCCGCCUUCAGGGCCAAGCUGGGGCGUUACACCCAGGUCAUGGCCUUGGGGGUGCUGACUGUGGCCGCCGCUAAGAUCUGCAGGCUCAUCUCGCUCUCCCGCAAAGCGGUCGUGGGCAUGGCCGGACUCACGCUCCUGUUCUUCCUGUCUUGGUACGCCAGCUUCGGCUUUGUGCGGCGCUGGAAUUGCAUCCUGAUGAGGAACCACGAUGUCACAGCGCAGCCCAUGGUUCUAGAGAGGGCGGCGGGUCUCCUGCUGAAGGAAGCUGUUUCCUACAUCGAAAGUCCUGCAAAAGCCUCACGCUGUCUUCCUCCUGCAGGCGGCAAAGGCAUGGGCGGCUGGGAAGGCGGGAUCCGCGUGCCGGGGAUAUUCCGCUGGCCCGGGGUGCUGCCGGCCGGCCGGGUCGUGGCCGAGCCCACCAGCCUGAUGGAUGUGUUCCCCACCGUGGUGCAGCUGGGGGGCGGCCAGGUGCCCCAGGACAGGGUGAUCGACGGCCACAGCCUGGUACCCUUGCUGCAAGGAGAGGACGUACACUCGGCGCAUGAGUUCCUGUUUCAUUACUGUGGGAAGUAUCUCCAUGCUGCACGCUGGCACCAGAGAGAGAGUGGAAGAGUCUGGAAGGUCCACUACACAACACCACGAUUCCACCCCGAGGGAGCAGGGGCCUGCUAUGGCCGAGGCAUCUGCCCCUGUUCCGGGGACGGCGUGACCCAUCACAGUCCCCCUUUGCUCUUCGACCUCUCCACAGACCCUUCUGAGGCUCGGCCCCUGUCCCCCGACUCGGAGCCCCUGUACCAUGCGGUGUUGGCAAGGGUGGGCGAGGCCGUGGCCAGGCAUCGGGAGACCCUGAGCCCCGUGCCCCAGCAGUUUUCCGUGAGCAACAUCGUGUGGAAGCCGUGGCUGCAGCCGUGCUGUGGACACUUCCCGUUCUGCUCCUGCCAGGAGGACGAGGACAGCGCCCCCCACAGGCCAGAGCUGUGAGAGAGGACAAGAGAACCUGACCGGUUUGGGGGGUGGAAAUCUCCAUCCUUGGUCAAUUCCUGUGCUUUUUCACAUAACAGAGGAAAGUUAGAACGGCUUGAUCUCUGCUGUCAAGAACUCAUUGAUCUCAAAGGGUUGAUUCACUUCCUGCACUUUACGCUCACUAUCCAUGAAUCCUUGUCAUGCUAGUUAGAAAUUGCCAUGGGCUGCUGGGAAGAGAGGCUGAGAAUAAGAAUGCCUGAAAUGAGAGAAGGGUGUGUUCACUCUCGAGUAAAAGGAAGCUCAGACGAAGCAACUCAGGGCUAGCAGGCUCCUGCCAACUCCCUGCUCUACUGUCUUUCACACAGAGAGUUCGCCUCAUGGUGUCAAUGUGGCUGCUGCAGUGCCAGGCAUCACAUUCCAGGUGUCAGGAAGCAGCAAGAACAGAAGGGAAUCCCUCUUUCCUGCAUCAGUCCCUGCAGAGUGGGGAUUAUCUGGAAGCAACAACUCACUCACGACUUUUGUUUCCAACAGCCAUGUGUAGAAACAAUUAGAAAUUGAGAAACGCAGUCUUUCAAGUGGGCACAUGACUGCCCCCGUUAAAAUCAGGUCUAUGCUAGUCUGCAGAAAGGCAACAGAACCUUUAUUGAGUUGACGAAGGUUUUUGAUGCGUCAUUUAAUCGCCAGAUUGAAUGACUGUAUCUCGUUCUGCUUGGAAGAACACGCUACAGCCAGUGUCUGUAACUGACAGAUGAUCUCCCAACACGCUGAAGACGUCUGGACAGAAAGUUUGAACCUCGGACAAAGCGACAAUUGUGAGAGGUUUCAGCCGUACAGAGGGAAGGUGGCUUAUCCUCCUGCGUUCCUAAAAUUUGGCCAGCGUGUUCUCUAAACCAAUUCUGUUUCAUCCUCACACCCACCCCCUGUGGCUUGAUGACGGAGGUGUAACUCUGACCCCUCGCGCGGCUGGGACCUUCUGCCCCCAGAGCCCAAUACUGGGGGGACAUCGCACUGUUCCUUUCUGAGUCUAUCCAUCAGGGGCCCUGCAGGAAGUAGCCGGGCCACUCAAAGGGGGAGAUUAAAGGGCAUCUAAGGGCUGGGCGCGGUGGCUCACACCUGUAAUCCCAGCACUCUGGGAGGCC
Messenger RNA from Propithecus coquereli (Coquerel's sifaka), 2657 nucleotides. RefSeq names its product arylsulfatase D (gene ARSD). The transcript is spliced from 8 exons. The coding region runs from base 1 to 1536 and encodes 511 amino acids. Lineage: Eukaryota; Metazoa; Chordata; Mammalia; Primates; Indriidae. Gene Ontology annotation, molecular function: arylsulfatase activity. The record is from RefSeq and is a predicted model, not a curated record.